AGACGAAGAGAUGGAUGGAUCUCAUUGAUCCUUUCUUCUUGCCGGCCACGAGUUCCCGAUCACUAAUCGUCUUGAAUCCGUCGUGUCGUCAACUUGUUCCGCCUAAAAAAUCGUUAGAACUUUUUUUUUGUGAUUCCGAACAUUUUUUAUAUUUAUUCUUCCGCAAUCCAUAUUCCGUAUCUUACAAUAUCAUUAUUAAUACGUAUAUCGCGUAGUGUCGUUGUUUUUAUUUUUUCAAAUAAAAGUUUAUCUGACAUAAACACACGUGCCCGUGGGUGAUACCAAAUAUCCAAUUCAGAGGUAAGAACUACAAUUUUUUUUUUAAAUAAUACUAUUUUAUAUGCCUAUGCUGCAUCCAUUAUACAUAUACAUAUUUAUAGAAAUUGUAUGCCUUUUCUUUAUCAUUUACUCAACACAAAAUUUUCACAAAUCAUCACGUUAUUCUUAAAGCCCUGCAAAAUGAUGGACGUUUAUACGUAUAGGUAUUUGACGUUGGUAAUAAAUAAACAAAAUUACUCGUUUAUUAGAACAUUUAUUGUGUGAUUUUGAAAAAGACGAGUAAAUCAAUAUUUUAAAUGCGAUCUGCUACCAUCUAUUGAUUUUAUACCUUCCACUUCUCAUUAUUAACCGUCGGCAUUUUCUGGUUUACUCUACUCGCCCUCGUAUUUAUUACGUCAAACGAACGUAUCGAUAAUUCAUAUAAUGUAAACCAUAUUUAUAGCCGUUUUAUAAUUUACUAAUAUACUCUAAAUGAUUUCGUGAAAACGAUCCAAGUAUAUAGAUAUUUUAAAUCUCGUUUCAUACCUACGCUCGUGUAUAGUUACACUGUUCCGACAACGUUUAUAACACCUAAUAAAAUAUUUAACACGAGACAGCUGUCAUUUUACAAUAUAUACAAUAUCGUAUUUUACUAAAAAAAUCACAGCUAAUAGUUUUGACACGACCUGUUCGGUUUGAAUCGAACAAAUUGCCGCGGGCAAACUGCCACCAUGAAUGAACUUCUCGUGCGUAUACGAUCGGCACAACGAUUAUAAUAAACAAGCAGGUACUUACUUAUAAAUUAUAUUAUAUUAUAUUCUUCAAAUCUCUAUAGAAACCCGUUUGCGCUCGUCGGGUUAUAUACGAAUCGAUUCGUUUUUUUUUUUUUUUACAUCAGAUUAACAAUUGAGUCAGUUGAAUUGUUAAUACAGCGAUUGGAAUUGUUAGAAAUCAACCAUUUCGUUAAUUUGAUAUACCUAUUUUUUCACCGUAAAACCCUUUACAAGUACCAUAUUAUAUCUGUUCAGUGAUUACAAUAUAAAUAUGCUUAUUGCUCACUUAAUAUUGUAUGCAAUUUUUUAUAUUACCAACCGGUAGUCUGGUAAUAAAACUACCAGUGAAACCAAAUCGAUAACCUUUUUUUGUUUUUACGUCAAAUGUGGUCCUCGAUGGAAAGCUACAUAUAUACAGCUCUGAAAAUAUUAUAAAGAUAUAUAACGAUUUCGAGGUGAAUAUAAUUCAAUUCUAUAUAUUUUAAUUAAUUCAUAUUUGAUAAGUACAGAGUUAAAAAAAAAAACCGAUUAUGAUAUAUAUAUAAUAAUAGAUAGAUUUUUUUAUUUUAUAUGAUCAUAUUCGAUUUAGUAUAGUUCCUACAAAAGCAGUUUUCAGUAGUUAUAUCCAAGUGUAUACAAAUAUCCUAAGUAUGUAACAAAAAGUAUGAGAGAGUAAUUACUCGAAAUAAAAAUUAAUAAUGUUAUUAUACAUCGAUAAUGAUUGUGUUGGCAAAAUAGCUGAUUUAUACGUAGUUCAGAGGAAAAUAAACAACGAGUUUUGUGAAAUAAAUAUAGAAAAACUGAAUUUAUGAAUAAAAAAAUAAUAAUAUUGUCUUCAAGUGGUAUAACAAUAUGCAGAUAGAUUCAUAUAAUAUAGGGUAAACACUAUAUAAAGCCGGAUUACGGGGGAAGGGAGGUUUAAGAUGAAUUUCACUUCUGAUUCCUCCGAAGAAAAAGGCCGGGCUAAAAAAAGAAAAAAAUACCGUAAUAUUUCAUAACUACCUAUUGCUAUUCAAAAAAAGUUAUUUCUGCCAAUUUUUUCUACGACCGUGAUCGAGAUUUUUGUAAAUCUAUUUAAUUUUUGUAAAAUUAGGGCCCCCCGCGAAACGACGAACUGGCUCUAGGCCACUUAAUAGUCCAUUAAUCCGAUUUUGGGUACAAAACGGGUACUGCCCCCGUAGGCGUAAAAACGACGUGUACCGCGAGCGACAAUGGAUCCAAAAGUCAAUAGAAAUUUUCAAAAGUCGUUCGAUAUAGGAGUAUUAGGAGGCUAUAUGUAACGAAAUAUUAUAGGUAAUAAUCACUGUCGUGUUCAUCGACUCGAACCGCUGGUAAUGGCAAUCGAAUCGGAACUAAUAAGCGGUGCAAUUAAUUAUAUAAGUACCUACCUAUAUAUGGUACAGUGGUGUUUAUUCGGUUAUUCGAACCGCGAGUCGAUACGCAUCGGGUGUUGGUAUAUACGAUGUUUUAUUAAUAAAAAAUAACGCACUAAGACCUAUUUACCUAUUUUUUUUUUGUACAUAUACUAUCACUCGAAAAAGUGAAAACGAAAACCGCAAACGACGGGCACAUAUAUCGGGGGAGGAGGAGCUUUAUUUUAAAUAGGUUUUACUGAAAAUAUAUAACUAGCGGAUCGUAAGCCAGGCGGAUGCUGCGGCGGCAAAAUGCACCGCGGGAAAAAUAGAAAGCUGCGUGCGUCGUAUUGUAGCGACCGUGUGCGACGUGAAACUCGGUAAACAAUACGCGCGCAACGACAAAAAAUACCGAUUCUCGGACCUAUAAUCAGACGGUAUACGUCCUAAGUACCUACCGAUAUAAUGUAUACGUAUAUAUUAUUACGUAUGCGCGGUCACGUAAAUGAGUGAUAUUUGUACGAAGAGCCGGGGAUACGAACGGGGGGAAAAAAUAAACAAAAAAAAAAAAUACAUGGGAGAUGGACAUAGGACAAUACGCGAACGACCGACCUAACCGGCGGUCUCGUUUCGUAUUAUUAUUAUUAUUAUUAUUAUAAUAUACGAUUAUAAUAAGUAUUAUUAUUAUUUUUAUAAUCGCCGACAACACGUCGUACGGGCGUUAGCGAAUGGAAAGUGCCGUGGCGACAAAUCUUUCGGGGGGGGGNGGGGGGGGGGGGGGGGGGGGGUUGUCAAAAAAUCUGUUCAAAACCCGUAAUAACAACGUACGUACUCAAAUAAUAAUAAACGAACCGCGAACGUAUUAUCGUUAUAAAUUAUAAUACUACUAUAGGUAGAGGUACUUGUGUUGGUAUUAUUAUUAUUAUUUUUUUAUUGUACGAUGGAAGCGCGCGUUAUUCGCGACACAUGAAUGGCCGGCCGAUUGGACGCCGUUCGAUAAUACAACGAGCGCAUAAAUCGAGUGCCUAUUGUCGAGCUCGUAUUUUUUAUCAUUAUUAUUAUUAUUAUUUGUUUUCGUUUCGUAACUCGGAGAGCACGGACCGCCGCAAUACAUAAACACUCAUCGUUCACGAGAAAACCAUUAAACGGGGACCGGACAAACGCAAUACAGUGGAUUCCGCAUAAUGUGAGCACGUUGGGACCAACCCUGUAAGCGGUUGCUCAUAAAAACCGAAAUCAAUUAAAAAAUACAGAAAUGUGUAAUAUAAAAAAUGUUUUUAUUUUACACACGUGAACCAUACAAAUUGAAAAAAAAUGUUAAAUUACUGUAUAAAUAAAACUGAAUAUAACAUAUUAAAUAAAAUUACUAUUUGGACGUGGAAAGUCUACAAAACGUUGUAAUUGCUUGUUGUCUAAACUGUUUAGUGUGGAUCUGGUUAACGAAAAAUGGGCAUGCCCUUCAAGCUUAUCAGAUGGACUAUUUUCGUUACCCUCUUGCAUGAACUCACACGCAAGUCUAUAUAUUUAGUAAAUAAAAUCCCAUUAAGGUUUAAAUGUUAAUGCUUUUUAUUAUAAUAAUUUUCGAUGAACACAAUCUCAUAGAUAUGACGAAACCCGAUUAUAUUAGUCGUUUUUAAAUACAUAUGUGUAUAUUCUAGCGCUAUGAUAAAAUAAAAGUUGCCCACAUAAACCGAAGCGAGUGCCCAUAUUAUACGGUUUUUUUUAACCUUGUUAAUAUACAUUUGUAUUAGGACCAGAUAAUUUUACCCAUACUACGUGGAUGCCCAUAUUAACCGGUGCCUACAUUAGGCGGAAUCCAUUGUAAUAAUAUUUUAUUUAUUAUUGUAUACGUUUUUGGCAUGGGCUUUUUUUUUUUUUACUUCUUUUUCACGUAAUGCGGGUUGUCUUCGACGACCACUGUUCGGUAUUUUACGUGCACUUUGGACAACACGUUCGGAAUCGGGUCAUAAAAUAACGUAUAAUAUACGGCUAUAAUACGAGCCACCUUAAAGUGCGUAUAAUAUUUACGAUAGGUUGACGAAAAAACCAUAAGUAUCAAAAAAUAGCGCAUGAUGCGACUUUUGAUCGCGGUUUAACGGUUUUCAUUCGAUUUUUUUUAUUUUUUGUGGGUCAGCGAGGUGCGAUAAAUCUAUCGGAAACGCGGCCCGGAAGACCCUCGAGGGGAACUGUAUAAACCGCGGCGUCCGGUGGCCGAAUAUAUAAUAAUAAUAUUCGUCCGCACCGACUUUUACACCUUGUUAUUAUCGCGGCGGUGGCGAAGAAAAGAGAAUCACCGAUACCGCGGACGCCGCGCCGAGUUAUAAUGGUUUUUCUAUUAUUACUUUUUUUUUGUAGAAACAAAACGUGAUCCAAAGCUAUUGAAAAAAUCACGUUCACUGAUCAGUUGCCGCCGCCGUCGCCGGGAGCAAGCGAUCUGGCUGCGGCACGGCGGCGGCCGCGGUGGCCCGGGCUCGAACGGCCGUUGCCGCCGGCGUUUUCUCUCGGGUACCUGACCUAAACGCGUAUAAUAUAUUACCAUAAAAAUGUUCGACACACAUAAUAAUAUUAUGGUACACGAUAGUAAACGCGGUAACCUAGUAGGGAGACUUUUAUACAUUUUUUUUUUUUUUUUUUAAGAAGAACACUGACCCACUCACGGCCGCGGCCGUGUAUUCUGGGUCGAAACCGGAUUUCGGAAGUCGAGCGCGUUCGUUCUUAAUUAUUAUUAUCGCCGUCGAAUUAUGAAACACUACAACUACUACUACUAAUACUACUACUUCUACAUUCCUAUCGUUCUAAAUAAUUCGUACAUGCAUAUUAAUUAUUAUAUUAUAUAUGAAUCAAGAUCAGGGUUAAGGGGCGGGGGCUAAUGUAUAAGAGAAGGUUUCGAAGAAAAAAUACGGGCCCCCUUGAAAGGUUUUUUUUUAAAAAAAAAAUACCAUAUGAAAUUGUCGAUCGAAUCGAGUCGAAAUGAACGCCUUCGGUUAAAUCGUUAACGCGAAAAAUAAAAUAUUCAACUCGUCGUGUCGAAAGUCCUAAACGGAACCUAUAUUAAAAGUAUUAUUGUUCAAAUUUUAUGUAUACAUUAUAAUAUAAUAAUAUCUCUGUACAAACGAAAUUAAAAUGAGAAAUCCGUCACUGCUAUAGUACACCGAUGUAAAUUCGAAUGCAUUUAAAAAAAAUCGACUUUCAACCCAAAUACAAUCAAAACUAAAAUUUAAAAAUGUUAUCUUUUUGACAAUACGCGGUUAAUGCAUAUUGCACAUUGCAUAUUUCUUAUAAUAAUACGAAGUUCAACUGUUUCGAGUUUAAUUAAUUAGCUUCAUACACGUCUCCACAACAGAUCAUUCUGAACGUACUACUGUUCCAAUAUAAUAUAUUUGAAUACGCAUAGGAAAAUAUUUUGUUUUUGUUUUUAUAAAACCAUGGAUCACAGUAAAAGAAAGUUGGCUCUGGGGAUUUAUUUUUGAAUUAACUUGAUUGUCGUAAUCAUUUAACAGCACACCGAACUAAAAAGAUAUCUAGUACAGUCGAAAACGGACGAUUUAAGAUCGCACAUCACUAUUCACGAAUAGACCUUCUUCGGGACGUUUUAUAAAUCGUCGAUCCCAGGGGACGAGGAGCUUAAGUCGAUAGUGUACAGUUUUCUAUACGAGUGGAUUACAUUUUUAAAAAAACAUAAGUACACUUUGUAUACACCUACUACAAACACUAAUUUUUAAAUGUAUGUUAUUUCGACCGAAAAAUAAAUAGCGACAAAAUACCGUAAUGACAUGAAAUUAUAAAAAAAAAAAAUCGACUCUAGCCCUCUUUCCGUCGUGACCAAAGAAGUUCGCGAAUCACCAAGUCCAUGAAUAUCGUAUGUUAUAAUAUCGAUGGUGACACGGCAAAAGGGUCUAAGCGACAUAAUUCAUAGUUUUCAGGAAAGUCAAAAAACAUUUAUUUGUGAUUUUAACAUAUUUUCUUUAGAUUGACAUUAACUUUUUUUGGAUUAGAAUAGAGGAAAAAUGUAUCGUUUGUAUGCUAAACUUAAAAUUCAAAUUUUUCGUUAAAUAAUGCAGGUCACAGAUGUUUUUGAGCACGCACAAUAGACGAAACACGUAUUUCUCCAUCCGUAAAAAGUGAAGUCGAGUCGCGUAGACCCAAAGUGUCGCUUAGUAUAGACCCCCUUUGCCGUAUCACCGUCGAUAUUACACUGCUAAUGUUUUCGGUAUCCGCGAAAGUCCGUUUAACUUCUUGUCGUGCGCGAUUCGGCAGCAAUUUUUUUUUUCUUUCCUUCUUGCCGUCUGAGAGAGACCCGCGGAUCGCGACGCGAUAUUAUUAUUAUUGUACUCAUCGCAUAUCACCGCGUUGGCCGGCAUUGUUGUUAACGAACAAGUAUCAUAUAUUAUAUAGAUAUACGAGCCACUGCGGUAUAAAUAGGUAGUCGAAGUAUAUUGUGACGGUCAGUAAAAAACAGACGUUUUACACACAUAUAUUAUUAGUAUUAUUAUCGUGUCCUCGGAGCCACGAGUGUGUCACUAGAGUGUUUCUCCGGGUUUCCCGGCGAACAGGAUGUACCGUCGCCGCCGCCGCAGCCGUGGAACGCGCGGAGACGAGCGCGCGCGCGAUAACCGGAAUCAUCUGUCUGACUAUAAUGCGCGUAUUAUAUAUUUUUAUAUCUAUCUACGGAAGCGAAGAGACGGACUCGAACCGCGUGCGCUAAAAAAUAGACGGCCGGGGAAUUGGAAGGAAAUCGGAUUUUUUUUUUUCCCGGAGCAGUCAAACCGCUUGUAUAGAGUAACAGACGGCACAGACAGUACGCGAUCCAUAUCACACACACACACAUACACACACACAUUUACACUCGCAAAUAUUCGAUAAAACCCCGCUUUUUCAAAGAUAAUUUUUUUUUUCUAUAGAUUUUCACAUUUUUUUUUUUUCUAACUUUCCCUACGGCAAUAUUUGUUUUAUUAUUAUUAUUAUUUUAUUAUUUUAUUUUGUUCACGGGGUGUCGGAAUAAUAAAUAUUACGAUCGCGGCCGUAGUGUUGCCGACGUCGAAUUAGUUCUUACGCCCGUCGUAAAAUAUUUCUGUUUUAUUAAAAUGCGUUUGUAUUAUGUUUUCACAGAUAAUUCCUGUGAAUCCACCACCAACGUCAACAUGAUCCUAAGACUGUCACUUGCACUUUGCUUGCUGCUGUCAUAUGGCGUAAGUAUAUUAUUAUAUUAUGUACGUUUAAUACCGACGUGGUUUGUAUUUACGGUCCCUAUGAAUCACGAAUAGUUGAUUUUGUUUUUUUCGUAAAUAAUUUCACUGUUAUUAUAAUGUCUACAUCUUAUAAAUUGUGUAUAGGUAUAUUAUAUUAGUAAUACGGGAUGGACAAAAAGAGCCAAAUUGUUGUUGACGGAUGUGCCACUAUUUUAUAACCUAAAGAGUAUAGAUGAGAAGUUGCGAAAAUCUAAGAUAUAUAUGAAUAGUAAUUUAAUUUAUACCUGUGUAUGCGACAAUGAAUAAUUAGCAAUGAAAAAAGAUUCUGAGUGUCGAUCGUUAAACAUGUAUUGAAAAAAAAAAUUAUGAGUGCAGAUUUCUGACACUCUUAUAAUAUAAUUUAUGACGAAACUCAUUUUCGAGCAUCCUUGUUAAAAUAACUUAACAAUAUCGCUCAGAAUCGCUUUUCGUCAGCAAUGAUUUAUCAUUGUGUACAAACAUAAAUUAAAUUGCAUUAUAUAUUCGGCUCUAAGGAAGAAGGACUUGAGUCAAUUUCGUAUAGUUCUUGACAUAAACAAAUUACAUUUUAAAAAAAUACUAAAUUACACGAUUUGCAAAACAGCAAAAUGGCUGAAACAAAUGCGAAAGUAUGUGUUUAAUCGUAAAAUUAUAUGACUCGUGCCUUUUUUCGCCAAAACAAAUUUUAUCGUAAUAUAUUGUGACUUCAGAUUAUUUAAUAUUCAACAUGAUCUGACGUUUUAAUUAUUAAAAAUCGUAAAUAAAUUGAAUAAAUACAUGAUUUACAAUAAUAUCUACCUUCUUUAAGUAAUGAUUGUAGUGGUGGUAGAGAGUUGAAAUUAUUAAAACUGAUAAUAUAAAUUUGAUUAAAAAUAUUAAUUCAGGGCAAAUUCUCAUGAAAUACAUAUUAAAUGUACCUACAAUGUUUAAAUCAAGCAAUUAUACAUAAACAUUCGUAUUAUAGGACAAGUAUAUACAAAUAAAACUAUCUAUAUUAAAGAUGUUAACAAUUAAAUAUUUUAUUAUUUAUAUUAAAGUUUUUAAGAUGCCUGUAGUUAUUAAACACAUAUUAUAACAUCAUACAUACGUAUAUACUGGAUAGUUUGGAUCGAAAAAUAAAGAGAAGAAAAUACAUAAAAAAUGUAUCAAAAAUAAUGCCAAAAAUUGACUUGAAAAUUGACUCGUUGGACCAAAGAUAUUAUAGCCUGCCUCAUCAAUUGUUUUUUGUUUUUUUUUUUUUAUUAUUUGUUCGUUGCCCGUCACAACAAACGUAUUAAUCGCCCUCCAGAAAAACGGCUAAAAGCAAAAAUUACGUCGCUGUCAUUAAUACCAUUGGUCUAUUUAAUUGAUACGGUACACGCAGCGGCGGCAACGUAUUAUGGACAAUACCGUAUUGCGUAUACUCGCUUUGCGGAAUAUAGAACGAUAUACCACAAGCCCCACUCGUUAUGGUUAAGUAACCUUUAUAUACCGUUAAGGCAUACACAAUAUCGCGUGUCACCGUCGCAAAACGACAAGAACAAUAUAAACAUAAUAUUUUGCAGUCCGUUUAUGAUUUUGCAGCAUUUGACACCGCGGCCCCGAAAUAUCGUUUCGAAAACGACACGAUGACUAUACCCGUCGCAAUAUAUCCAAUUACGGUGUAUUAGGUAUAAGUUUCUUAUCACUUUUCUAUAUUCGUCACAAUACAAUAAUAAUUAUCAAUAUAUAGUAUACCAUAAAUACGUACUUUUAGAUUCCAAGCGAAAACCGUAGUAAAAACUAUGUAUGAUGUGUGUGUGUUUUUUUUUUUUGGGUGCCUAAACAACUUUUCUACCGGAAAUCUUGCUAAAUCAAAAGCUUUAUAAACAUUUUUUUAUUGCAUUUUUUGAUGUAGUUAUAAUAGUGUAUUGGGAGAUGGAUUCUCUUUGUAGUUUUCUUAAUAAUUGGAGCAAAACUAGAAAACGUUUAUUGGUUUCGGGGUUACCUUGGCAACAAUGGAAGAAAUACGACUGUUAAUACUCUGCUCAGAAUCGUUUUUCGUUAGAAAUGGCGUACAGAUAUAAACUAAAUUACUCUAUACAAUAAUUUCAUAGAAUAUAUGUAUAUAAUAUACAUAUUAUAUCCUCUCUUCUAACUUCCCUUAUAAAACAAUUGCACAUCACGCACCCGUCAGCAGUAUCAGUUAUUAUGUUAUUAAUAUUAACAUACCUAUACACAGCAACCACAUGGGGUGAAACUACCCGAAACAUUUUGGUACUCUCCCUCGGACAAAAAAAAAAAAAGGAGAUUUCAUUUCGCGUUUUGCGAACUCACGCGUCUUAAAUAAUACAUGUUUGACAUUAUCUAGUGGUUGUUUUCCCACAGAUAACGGAAGAAGUAGACGUUGUCGAAGCGGUAUCAGGUACGUCCCAGUCUAUAGAUGAUCUGCUGCAGUCCGAUCAACAGAUUCACGGACCGUCGUCGGCGCAAAAGCGCGAAGACGCAGAGGCACACAAUCCCGAUCAGCUGGCAAUGGAGACCGGCGAUGACAUGGACGACCAGAACGCGUCGGGUUCCAUAGCCAAGCACAACUACUUAAAACCGCAAUCAGCGGCGAUUCGUGGCCACUCACCGCUUAACCGUGGCCCACCACCUCCGCAGUCACUACCACCGCCGCCGCAAUCGCUGCAGCAACAGCAGCAGCAGCAGCAGCAGCAGCAACCGUCCGGUAAAUACCAUCACAACGUGGGUUACCAUGGGCCGCCGCCACCACCACCGCCACAGCAACAGCAGCAACAACUGCAGGUGAGCCAACAGUCAGAAGCCAUGGACAAGUCGUACUCGGCUGGUGGACCAGUGGGAAAUGCACUCGGAGACCCGUGGCCAAGCAGCGCCUCCGCCGACAUGCCCAAGAUCGUGUCACUAGACGUCAAGUGCGAGAAAAACUCGAUGAAGGUAUUCCUGAGCUUCGACAAGCCGUUCUACGGGAUCGUUUUUAGCAAGGGCCACUACAGCAACGGAAACUGCGUGCACUUACCCGCAGGCCUGGGCCGAUCUUCAGUCAACUUUGAAAUAAGCAUACACGCGUGUGGCACGUCCGGCAACACCGAGAACGGCCUGUACGGAUACGGUGCCGAUUCCGGUUCCGGGACGUACUUCGAGAACAUCAUCGUCAUCCAAUACGAUCCACAGGUGCAAGAGGUCUGGGACCAGGCCAGGAAGCUCAGGUGCACGUGGCACGACCAAUACGAAAAGUCUGUCACGUUCAGGCCGUUCCCCGUGGACAUGCUGGAUGUGGUCAGGGCUGAUUUCGCCGGAGACAACGUUGGUUGCUGGAUGCAAAUACAGGUAAUAUUAUAAUAUUUAAUUAUGUUCGUAAUUUAUCGUAUGCGUCGAUUUUGAAUAGACAGGUAUACUGCUCGAACAGGUAAGUAUAUGGUUUAUGAACAGGACAUUUUUAAUACAAACACCGUUUAGAUACGCUCUACAAAAACGGAAUAUAAUUAAAAAAAUAACCAAUGAUGUAACAUUUUCAAUUUUUGGCGAAUAAAUCUUUUUCGAAAGCAUUUUUUUUUUUCGGAGCAGAUAUAAAUCCAAUUAUAUAAUUCAUUUGUCAGUCCAUAAUUGUAACUUUAUUCACUUUUCUCGCGGUGAAAAUGAAAUCAAUAUACAUACUUGAUCUCUGGUCUGCAAUGUUGAUUAAUGUAUUUAGUAUUGUUGUAUUCGUAAAAUAUUCUAUACUUAUUUUCAAAUUUUAAAUUCCAAUCUAUUAGUGUAUUUGUUUCCAUUCUGUUGAAGAAUAUUUUCGUUUUAUCAUUUUUUAGUUUUUGUGUAAUAAUUUGGAAGACACAUUAUUAAUUAAUCUAAAAUAUUCCCGUUGACACAAUAUUUUAAUAUCUCAUAAUGAAAAUUAGUUUUAUUCCGAUAGAUAUUUUAUAAGCAGUCUUGUUACCGAUUCGUUCAAAUUGUGUGUAGGUUGUAAUUUCGUUAUUACUAACCAUUUAAUAACCGCUUCGUAAUACGCGUGGGUAUUGAAAUUAGAUAACAUUUCUUAAUCCAUAACAAUAUUGUUUUAUAAAAUCAUUUACCCCCGGUUCAAUUAGUUACAAAUACGAAAAUCGGGUCGAGAUAAUUCGAUAAGCUCUCGGUCUCGAUUGUAUGACGUUAUUAUAAUAUUUCUCAUUCAGUUGGUUCACCGCAGUGAUCAUCAUCGGCAAUAAACGAUUGUAUAUACCACGACAUAGAAGGGAUUUAUUUUAUGUUGUUAUACUACAAUUCAGUUAUAAUACCUAAAUUAUAUUUUGUUUUUUUUUUUUCUUUUUUUUUUAUGAAAGGUCGGAAAGGGACCAUGGGCUUCCGAAGUUUCCGGGCUGGUAAAAAUCGGACAGACUAUGACCAUGGUGUUAGCUAUCAAGGACGACGACUCCAAGUUCGACAUGCUCGUACGAAACUGCAUGGCACACGAUGGUAAACGAGCACCCAUCCAAUUGGUGGACCAGAAGGGUUGCGUUACCCGCGGAAAACUCAUGUCGCGGUUCACGAAAAUCAAGAACUUCGGCGCCAGCGCUUCCGUACUGUCAUACGCCCAUUUCCAGGCGUUCAAGUUCCCUGACUCGAUGGAAGUGCACUUCCAGUGCACCAUACAGAUCUGCCGGUAUCAGUGCCCGGAUCAGUGUUCGGACUCGAGCGCUAUACUGAACGCUCAACACGGUAAUCUGCUGUCAGCUCACCAUCCGUCGGCUGUGGUGCACUCGGAGUACGGUCCACCGCCGCCGCCGCUGGACGUGUACGCCAGAAUCGGGUCGGCCCGACCCCGGGACGAGAGGCGCGUCAGGCAACGGCUCUACAAGAGAUCAACGCCCACCGACGAGGAGGAGGUAGGCGUCAACCGCAUCAUCAAAGUAGUGUCCACCGGCGACCUGACGUUCGCCCUGGACGACUCCGCGACCAACUCGACCAACACCAUGGUGUUCCCUAUCCGAACCGUCGAACCGUCUUCCAUGAUCUGCAUGACAACGGUUGGUUUCUCGGCCACGCUGUUCGUGCUACUAGGCAUCUUGCUUGUGUCCUGUCUGGUGUCCGCGUACCUGUGUCUGCGCAUACGGUCCAUGCCGCAACGCCGGAAAAACGCACAGGUGGCGUGCACCAAUCCCAAACUGCAGCCGACCGCCGCGGCUACCGUGCACAAGACCAAGAAAAUGCACCAGGUAUUCACGUGAUGAGCGUGCGAGCAAAGUGUAAAUAUAGGUAAAAAUAAAAAAACAAAAACCCGACAGUCAAUCAUAAGCGAAACGCCAUAAUAAACCAAAGCCCCAGAAUCAAUAACGCAGCAUUUAGGUACGCAUUUUUAUCAUUCUAUAUAGGUAUUAUAAUAUUAGAACCUUAUAGUCAGCAUAACUUAUUCGUGUGAACUUAGUUUAAAAACGAGUUUACUAAGUAUAUUAAUUACCUCUCCACCCCCCUCCACACGCAUCACUCCCUCUCUGAAAAACGGUUUCUUUGGUAUUUCGACUAUUUUUUUUUCAAUCCACUAUCCGUUAAAAUAAUAUCGUUAGCAGCGUGUCUCGUUCAUAAUAAAUGUAAAAUUAUACAUUUUUUUUUUCCGGCCGUAAUUCACACCCGGGGGAACGUAUAGCCUUACAAGCCGCCACGCCAUAAAGACGAACGCCGUAGUCGGCCCAACCAUUUCCUUUAUAAUAAUAAUAAUAAUACUAAUACUCGUUCAUUACUAUAUAACAUUUACACCACAUCGGUAAUUCGAGAAUUAUCGACGAAAAAAAAAAAACCUAUCACUCCGGUUAUUUUCUCCCCCGUUCCCGCAGUCUCCUGUGACGGCGGCGAAAUUAUAAUAAUUGUUUCAAUUUACUUUCACGUAUUGCCAACCGAAAACCGUACUAACAUACCCGACGAGUGCCAAAUCCGUCACCACAGCCUAUUUAUUUAUUUAUUUAUUUAUAAAUUUAUUUAGAAAACGAUAAAAUUAAGUAUAUAGGUGAUAAUAUAAUUUAUAAUAUUUAGUUAAAUUCUCGCGGCAUGGACGUAAUCGAUGCACAUCGGUGCCCGCGACCUCGAAUCCGAUAUUUUCGAAAAACCGUUGCUCGGCACUACUAUUAUAAUGCGAGUACUCGUGCCGAUUUUUAGCCAUACAAAUGUGGUGUAUAAUAUCGCGUUUCGUAGACAAUAUUCGUUUACCUACACAAUUUACGCCGUCAUCGUCGGCCUACACCGAAUAGGUAUAUAGUUGUAUACCCACCGCAUGUAACAUGUAAAAGCUCUUCAUUGCUUGUAAAUCCGUUUUUUGCGAUCGCUCUGAUCACAGUCGUGUGUUGGAUGUUUUCGCACCGUUUUCCGAUAUAGUAAACAAUAUUAUGAUGCGGUGUGACGACAUGCUGUGUAAUAAAUACGAACAGUUUAUUAUAUUAUAAUAUUCGAAAUACGUGUCAUCGGCUUUCUCGACAUUCUCGACUUAAACGAAUACGUCGUAUUUAUUUAGUGUUUUUCUUUUAAAAAAAAAGAGCCAUAUAAUAGUAAUGAUAAUCGUGUUAUUUAUUUGUAUACAUUUCUACAAAUAUAUUAUAAUUAUCAUAAUUUUAGCGUUUAAGUAUUAUAUAUUAUCGAUACAAUAUUAAGUUAGAUUAAUUAAUUAUAGUUGUCAUAAUACGUAUAAUAUAAUCGUACGCGUAGUAGGUACUGAUGUACUGAUGUCUAUAUAUUAUUAUAGUCACUAUUAUUCUGACGAAGCGUUACAACAACUUUUGUGCGUUUGCUGUUUACUACAAAUAUUCAAAAUCAAAAAAAAAAAAAAAAAAAACCUUCAAUACGUAUACUCUAUAAAAAUAUGAUCGGGUCGUAAUAUUUGCCAAUAAUAAUAUAAUAUGCCAAUAGAAAUAAAAUUAGCACAUGCACAUUAGUUGUUGACUGUCGACGUAUAUUUGUAUAAGUAUGAAUUAUAUAUAUAUAUAUAUAUACAUAUAUACACAUACACACACACACUUACACACACACACACACACACACACACACACACACUUACUUGUAUACUUACUUAAUUAUGUAUUUAUUUAUUUACUCUAUUUUACGAUGAAAAAAGUGUGAUUUUAUUGUCAAACGAACGUGUUUAUAUUAAUAAUAUUGUUUUCUACCCGUUUAUUAUAAUAUUAUUCUAUACGGCGGCGUAUUCACGUAUGUCGUAUUGUACGUCGCGCUCGGCUUAUAUAAUUAAGUAUAUAUUAUAAAUUAAUAAUUUAUUUAUUACAUACGAUAUAAGUAUUUAUUUUUAUUAUUAUUAUUAGUUUAAAACUUGAAACGGUUAUAUUUAUAUCAUAUUAUUAUAUUAUAAUAAUAUGAUAUGAUUAUAAUGAUAUUAAAUAAAUUUCGUUGGAACUGAA
Molecule: messenger RNA, 14939 nt
Organism: Cinara cedri
Lineage: Eukaryota; Metazoa; Arthropoda; Insecta; Hemiptera; Aphididae
Source: the annotation of a GenBank genome assembly